ACUGCACACGAGGAAGAAAUACCGUAUCGUACUCGUACUGUAUGUACCAUAUGCACUGUACUAGUGCUUGUAACGUCUGUGGCUCCCUCCGUUACCGACACUUCGGACCCCCCCUGGAACAGACGAAAUCCAAUCAACUCCCUUUCCCCUCCCUGAGCAUAACCUAACCCAACCUCACCAGUCAACCAGGAAAGGACUUUUUUAUAUUUUAUAUUCCCUUCCCGACCCACUCUAGCGCAUCACCUCCAUAACUCACAUUACGAUGGAAAGCUGAAACACACACGCGCCGGAUAACUCACGCAUACACCCUCAACCUGGCCCCAAGCAAGACAACACCUUAUCCCGACUUGACACACCACCGGUAUCCUAGGCUAGCUUAACGCUCAAGGGUGAGUGAGAGCUACCUACUCACCUACCUUCUACCGUAUGUCUCUAUCCAUUCAUCUCAGAUAACUCUGACGGCAAAGCUGGAUUGCGCAGCCACGCACCCGCCUGCACACCAGCAUCACUCAAUCGGCGCUCCCCAGAGAAACGAACGAGAGCGACGAAGAAGAGCACAUGUAACCGCCAAUGGACCCCCCAACAGACCACACCCUGCACAUCUCCCGCGAAGACCUAAACUACCUGACGGCAACCCAACGCCGGCUCCACCACCACGGUCAUCAACACCCAUCAACCCCAUCCUCCUCCUCAACCACCAACACCGCCAACAGCGGUGGCUCGCUGAACCUAGAUCCCCAGGCGCUCGCUGCGCUGUCGAAUCAUUUUGAUGCGUUGUUGGCGGCGAUCACGAAUCGAGUUGAGACGGUAUAUAAUAUUCCUUCUACUUUUCUUUGACACUCCCAUUGGGGUUGGGGUGGGGGGGAGGCGAGAGGGACUUUUAGCUAAUUUGGUCAUCUGUUGGUUAUUUAUUAUAUAGUUGUCCACCCAAACGGUCCGGAGCACGCAGGCCUCUCACCGGCGAGCGGGGGGUGUCGUGGAGGCGGCUACGGUUGAGAUAGAGACGCUUAAGGACGUGCUUAGGCAGUGCGACGAGCUGCAAAAUGAGUUCCUAAAGAUUCGGAGGAUUGGCGAGAUCGUCAAAGGGUUUAGGGCUAGGGUUGAUGCCCUCGAGAGGAGGAUUGGGAAGUAAAUCAUGCUCCUGCGAUCAUUGGAGGUUUCUCCUUUGGGUAAAAGCGGGGGGGGGGGGCUAUCUUUCUUGUCUCUAUUCUUGUCUCCUUUGGUUUAUAUUUUUUCUAUCCGAUAGAUGAUGGGGGCGAAUAUCCUUUGUAAUUGUGAUCCCUCUUACCUCCCUUUCCUUCUUUUUCUUCUUCUCUUCCUCGAUUUCCCUUUUUCUCUUAUUUAGGAAAGACAUCAAAGCUCGAGGAGGGAGUGUGAUUGAACUACGGAGUUGGUGUUUUUGUGUUUUAUAUUUUCCGUUAUCUUUGGCUCUACAUUGUAUCGCACGGGAAGCGUGGGCGCCUUCGUUUCCUUAUUCACAGUUGUUGGAUCCUUUUUCAACUGUGUGUCUCCUUGCUGAAAUAGCUUUAUUUCGCGCUGCUAACCUACCUAUCUAUAUCAAUUGCUAAUCACACUCGCACCUG
Molecule: messenger RNA, 1583 nt
Organism: Tuber aestivum (summer truffle)
Lineage: Eukaryota; Fungi; Ascomycota; Pezizomycetes; Pezizales; Tuberaceae
Source: the annotation of a GenBank genome assembly